AUAAACACAAAGGUCAAAUAUAUGGCUUUGAUCAACAAGAUCCUAAACAUUGUUCUACCUAUUGUCACGGUUUCGUUUAUGUUGGUGUUCAUGCCAAUUUCAUUAUUCUUCAAGCUCCUCGGCUUUAUUAGGAGAUUCAAAGAGACUGAGAAAGUCACCGGGAAGGUCGUCAUCAUCACCGGAUCUUCCUCAGGAAUCGGUGAGCACCUCGCAUAUGAGUACGCGCGUAGAGGAGCAUACUUAACAUUAGUAGCUCGGAGAGAAGAUCGUCUCCGAGUGGUGGCUGACCGGUGCCGGAGGCUUGGAUCACCAGAGGUUGCCGUGGUACGUGGUGAUGUUUCAGUCAUUGAAGAUUGUGAACGUUUUGUUCAAGAAACCAUCUCUCGAUUUGGAAGACUGGAUCACCUGGUGAACAAUGCAGGAAUCGCAGAGGCCAGAUUGUUCGAAGACUACUCACAAAUUUGGGAUGUUCUUCCCAUUAUGAAUACGAACUUUUGGGGCCCGGUCUACGCAACGCAUUUUGCUAUACCACAUCUCAAGGAAACCAAAGGAAAGAUAGUAGCGGUCGCAUCGCCUGCUGGAUGGUCUGGAGUGGCAAGGAUGAGCAUUUACGCUGCAAGUAAAGCAGCUAUGAUAAACUUCUACGAGACUCUUAGAAUCGAGCUUCGUCAAGAAAUUGGUAAACAGGACUGGUCACAACUUGUGGCGCCAGAGUCAGCAGCCAAAUGCGCCAAGGCGGUUGUUAGCGGAAUCUGUAGGGGGCAAACCUUUGUGGCAGAGCCGUCAUGGGUCCGGGUUCUCUUCUGGCUUAGUACUCUAAGCCCUGAGCUUCUUAUCUCAAAGCCAAACAAGAACUGA
Thlaspi arvense is the source of this 858-nucleotide messenger RNA. The record is from the annotation of a GenBank genome assembly. Lineage: Eukaryota; Viridiplantae; Streptophyta; Magnoliopsida; Brassicales; Brassicaceae.